UCGACAGCGCAGAGACAAUGGCUACAAAGCGCUGUUUAAUCACUUGCAGAUAGAACUUUUAUAGAUUUAAACCUUCGCAGUUAAAGGCUAGCUCUGGUUUUUGAAAAGCUGUGAUUCUCUGAGCGCGUUUGUUCUGGAUGAAUUUAACACUUGAGCGGUAGCGUGCCUUGGUUCCCCGGACGGGUUAGCGCGGUGCCAGGGAUGACCGUGAUCCUGUCCGUGCCAUGCCUCUGGGGCUGCUCUGGAAAUCAUCCCGAUGGACACCGACGUGGACUAGGCAGCCUCUGGAGGGCUGGUUUCAAACAGCGGGUCCUGAAGCUUGUAGCUUCCCUUGGAUUUCCCCUCCCCACCAAAGGAGCUGGUUAGCGUCUAGUUACAAUGCUAAUUAGAAAAAUUAAACAGUAUCGCUCUUUUUGUGGCUCGACUGAGCUGCAGGAGGCGAGCUCAGAGGGGAGGCAAGGUCCCUGCCGUAAAUUCCCGGAUCUCCUUGUCCCAGCUGGCUAUUUGUGAGCAGCCACAGAUAGCAGGAGAUGUUCAGUGGCACAAGUGUGGCACUGUCUCCACUGGAGCAUCCCGCAGUCAGGCUGCUCUGGCAGCCCACCCAGCACUGAGGCUGGGCUCCCAGCUCAAUGCACCCAUUUCAUGCUUGGUUGAGACAGUGGAGUUGUGCCUGUAAAAGUGGAAGGGGCGAGAGCGAUGUGAGGGUGAAUUCCUCCCUGGGAGGUUGGCAGCGAGUGAUUUAUGGCAUUGGUGACCCUGGGCAGGCACCGCUGCCUUGGCCAUAACCUGGUUUCCAUAAAAACAGCGCUUGGGUGUUGGACGCCAUCAGCACCCUUGGCUGUGCCGUGAGGAAGAAGGGGGAAAGACUUUGUGUUUCUGCUCAGCCUACUUUGAAAAUUGCUGAAUCUGAACUAUUUUAGGAAUGGUACUUCGGAUUGCUUCUUGUCAGGAAUGCCUCAUCCUCCUGGCCGUGCUCUCCUGCCUCAUAACCAAAUGCGUACCUGCGGGAGAGCUGCCCAGGUCAGCUUUCUAGUGCCACUGCAACUCUCUGAAGUGCUCAGAGCAAUGUCUAGAAUUGAAAACUUGCUGAUAUUUGAAGCAGAAGAGGGCUUUUUAAAACACGGAGAGAUUUUUUACCUUCUAGUUUGGCCAUUAAGAAUGUGGUGAGAUAUGCAGUCGUGCAUCACGUGUGGGUAUAUCCAGGGUUCUGUGGCUGAGUUUGACCCUGUUGUUGAGCACAGUGGUACUUGUUCCUCACAGGCUUUCUGUGUCAGGUGACAAUGAGCCCUUCUUAAUUUUUUGAGAGCUUUAUAAUAUGUCUGCAAAAUUCCUUGUCACGUUUCCAUGAUGAGGACUGUGGGUGCAUCCCACUCUCCUUGUCUCCGUGCAGCCCUGGACAGAAAUCCUGUUGAUUUCUGUGCUGUGGAGGGUGGGCACCGCAGCGUGUCAUUGCAGCCCUACCAGUGAAAUGACAAAAUAUGCAUGUCCCACUCCUGAGUGGGGACGUGCCAGGAUCUGCUAGCAGCCCCCUGGUACCAGCCACACCUGGCAGGCAGUGGCACAUGUGUGACGUGCCACUGGCGUCAUGGGGCAGCAGGUCACCUCAUGCCCCGGCUGCCCUGGGGAAGAUCAGGAUUUGGUGGUGAGAUGAGAGGGAGUUGGAGCAGUGUGUGGGAUGCUGAUCCCACCGAGAUGACUCUGGGCCCCUUUAUUGAGUUGUGAGAAGUUUGUCAGUGAGGCAGAGCUGUGUAGGAUCGCCCCGCGCGUCUGUGUUGUUGUGGGUGAGCACUUCGGAAACGCGGAGGAAAAGCUCUGAGGUUUCCCCGAUGUUUAUAAAUACAAUCUGGUGCAAACUGUCAAGCAAGCUGUUCAAAAUCACGUCACGCCUGCGCUGCCUUCCCCGCUCGGCUUAAAUGCCUUCGCAGCAGAGCCGGUGUUCAUCUGUCGCUCGGAGCUCCCGGCACGCAGCUCCGGCCCAUCUGCGGGGCUUUCCCAGCACCCCUGCCCUCCUCCUGCGAGCCAGGCUGGGGAUGCGGCGCUCUGGGCAGGCUCGGUGCCGUGGCUCCGUGUGCAGCACCACCCGCUCAUUGGAGCCUGAGCAUCCUUCAGCGCUCUCAGAGCCCAGGCUGCCCCAAAGCAACCCGGCUCACAGACCAGAACUGUGUGCCGGGGCAGAAGGGGUGUCUCCAAGUCCCCUUUGUCCUCCUUAGAAGUUUUUCCUACCUUAGAUGUCCCCUGAAAAUGAAGGGAUAAACCCUUUCCUGAAAGCUCCAUCCAUGCAAUGGCCUUCUGCUCCAUCCCGUGCCAUCAGCAGGGGUGGAUGGAGGCCGUUUGCUGGAUGUUUCACGCUGAAGUGUGCCAGGGUCUUCUGCCUUAAUAUAUAUAAAAAGAUGAGAUGUUUAUUAAACUCAGACCCUGCUUUUUCUUCUGUGAUUUACAUCCCGAGAGGCUGGUGAUAAACAGUUUAUUAAAAAGAAAUCCUGAUUUAUUUCUGCAAAUGGUUACAUUUCAAGCUGGUACCAAAUGGUUUUGUAGGAGACCACCUUUUAUGCUUCCCACGGCAGCUGAAAGGAUUGCUAGAAAAACAAUCCAGAAUCUAAGUAGGUUUGGAUAAAGGCAAGCCAGGAGUGUACGUCAGGGUAUGUGGUGCUUUUAAGCAGCGAGGCGGUGGAUUUUACCACGGAACAUCUGGGCACUGGCUUCAGUUACAGCACAGAUUUUAGUGGGAUAACAAGUCCUGCUUGGCUUCACGUUCAUUUUGAAGUCACUAAACUUUAUACGAAUAAUAAAACUGUAAGCCCAUUACUUCACUGUUUGCAAGGGGCUGUUUCAGUCCCCCCUUCGGGGUCUCGCAUCUUUCUGGGGCUGGUUUUGUUUUGCUGCGCUAAGUGGGUAUUUAUCUUCUCAGUGCCUGGCUCGCUUUCGCUGGAGGCAGCUUUGCUAAUUUGUAGCGAUGGCCACUCCGGGCAGGGCGGGCGGGUUUCCAUUCGCCCCCGCCGAACGCGCACGUUUUCCGCAUUAGGGGCAGCCUCCCGAAAGCUGCGCGUUUCUCCUUCCCGGCGCUCGAAGGGGCUGAGGUUGCUAACCUGGAGGGCGAUAGAGCUGCUCGGGACUACCAGCUCGGCCACUCGUGAGAGUUAAAGCAACUGGGGAGGGUUUGCUUUCUUUUUCUGUUUGGUUAUAAAAUGCAGAGAAGGGUGGACUGGACUGAAGGGAGGGAAGGGCCGCCUCUUUUAUACAAGAAAACAAAUUUGCAAGCCCUUACAGAUUAGUGCACAUAGUGCUGGGAAUGCCCCAGCAUCAGGGAGGAUAACCCCAGCUAGUUUAUAGGAUCAAGGAAUAUGUGUUUGGAAUAUAAGUUCCGUGUGAGAGAGUACUGACAGGCCAUGAGACUGAUGGUUACGUUGAUUGUGGAGCACCUUGUGUGACACGACACCGAGCGUUGGUGAGCUCUUAUUUUGGUGUCACUGACUGUAUGGGCUAUAAACCAGAAGAAGUCAGAAUUUCAUCCAAGGAAGGAGACUAUCCCAGGUAAGACCAGUGAGAAGGGACUGAAGUACUGCUUGAGCUCUGCUAACUCAUGAGGGGAGCAGUGAGUGAGCGAGCAUCGCUUUGGGGAAAAGGCAGAGUGCAGAAACUGUUGUUUCACAUCAUGAUAUGUACUCCUGUGGCAAAAAUCCUCAUUAGAUCAAGCCGGGAUAGUUUCUGCCUGAGAAGAUGACUCAAAUAAGCUUGUGGAUGGAUGGAAAGAGCUUUGAAGGCUGAGGAGAUGUUAUGUUUGAAAACUUUAACAAGACGUCAUUAGGAACGGAAGUAUUUGCCCUUAGAUUGGGAAACAGGUCAGGAUAAUAAAUCAUAACUCCAGGCAAAUGUGCUUAAAGCUGGAAAUAUAUUCAGACGGGAGAGAAAGAGAGCAAAUAUUAGAAAGAAGUUUAUUCUCUCAGAAUUAAUUUUCUCAUUUGCUGCAUGCAAGGACACCCACUGAACAGGAGAAGGAUUAAUGUUAACACAGAGCUGUAACAGGAACCAGCUGAAAAUCUCAUGACUGCGUGGAUGGCUUUGAUUGCUCCGCAGGGAGCACGUCAGUCAUGUGGGACUCGUCAGAAACAGGCAGUGUGUCAUGUCACCUCAUGUGUGAGGUAGCUGAUAGUCCAGCUUCACCAAAAACCUGAUGGGGGCAUUUUACAGGACGGGUUUUAAAUGACACUGGAGUAAUCAGCAGCAGGAGCGGCCUGAGCCAGCCCCACUGCACGACUGCUUCACUAAACAUAAAUGUGCCUGAGUUACCAGAGGGGAGCAGCACUUCCUGCACAGAGCAUCUCGCCGUGGGCUCUGCCCUUGCACCCAGGCAGGAUGCUCCUGCUGCGCUGCCCGCUGCCACUCCUGCUGCUGCUGCUGCUGCCACUCGACUCCAGGCCCCAGAAGCUGCCCACCAGGGAUGAGGAGCUCUUCCAGAUGCAGAUUCGGGACAAGGCAUUCUUCCACGACUCGUCAGUCAUCCCCGACGGAGCUGAAAUCAGCAGCUACCUCUUCCGAGACACCCCCAAAAGGUAUUUCUUCGUGGUUGAAGAGGACAACACUCCCUUAGCAGUGACAGUGACACCGUGCGAUGCCCCUCUGGAGUGGAAACUGAGUGUGCAGGAGCUCCCAGAGGAAGCCAGUGGGGAAGGAUCAGGUGACCCAGAGCCCCUUGAGCAACAGAAACAGCAGAUUACCAACGAGGAAGGCACAGAGCUCUUCUCCUACAAAGGCAACGACGUGGAGUACUUUGUGUCCUCUAGUUCCCCCUCUGGGCUGUACCAGCUGGAUCUGCUGUCGACAGAGAAAGACACCCAUUUUAAAGUGUAUGCGACCACGACUCCGGAGUCGGACCAGCCUUAUCCUGAGUUACCUUACGAUCCCAGAAUCGAUGUCACCUCUCUGGGACGUACAACGGUGACGUUGGCAUGGAAACCGAGCCCCACGGCCUCCUUACUGAGACAGCCCAUCCAGUACUGCAUAGUCAUCAACAAAGAGCACAACUUCAAAAGCCUCUGUGCUGUUGAAGCCAAGCUCAGCUCUGAUGAUGCCUUCAUGAUGGCUCCAAAGCCAGGUCUGGAUUUCAGUCCCUUUGACUUUGCCCAUUUUGGCUUCCCUGCAGACAGCAACUCUGGCAAAGAACGUGGUUUCCUAAAAUCGUCCAAGUUUGGGCGGCAAACGCCCCCAAAGCCGAGAGUUGACCUGCAUAAAGUUUGUAUUGGGAACAAGAACAUCUUCACCGUGUCUGACCUGAAGCCAGACACGCAGUACUACUUUGACAUGUUUGCAGUGAACACCAACACCAACAUGAGCACCGCCUAUGUCGGCACCUUUGCCAGGACCAAGGAGGAGGCGAAGCAGAAAACAGUUGAGCUGAAGGAUGGCAAAGUUACAGAUGUGUUCAUUAAAAGAAAGGGAGCCAAAUUUCUACGUUUUGCCCCUGUUUCAUCUCACCAAAAAGUCACCUUUUCCAUUCAUUCCUGCCUGGAUGCUGUUCAGAUCCAAGUUAGGAGGGAUGGAAAACUCCUCUUGUCUCAAAGCGUGGAGGGCGUGCGGCAGUUCCAGCUCCGGGGGAAAGCAAAAGCUAAAUACCUUAUUAGGCUGAAGGGCAGCAAGAAAGGCGCUUCCAUGCUGAAGAUCCUGGCUACAACCAGGCCUAACAAGCAGUCGUUCCCUUCCCUUCCCGAAGACACGCGGAUCAAAGCCUUUGACAAGCUCCGCACGUGUUCCUCGGUCACCGUGGCAUGGCUGGGCACGCAGGAGAGGAACAAAUUCUGCAUCUACAAGAGGGAAGUGGAUGACAAUUACAACGAAGAGCAGAAGAAAAGAGAGCAGAACCAGUGCUUGGGUCCAGACACGAGGAAGAAGUCGGAAAAGGUUCUGUGUAAAUACUUCCACAGCCAGAACAUCCAGAAAGCAGUGACCACAGAGACAAUCAGAGGCCUGCAGCCUGGCAAGUCCUACCUGCUGGAUGUUUACGUGAUAGGGCACGGCGGGCACUCGGUGAAAUACCAGAGCAAACUGGUGAAGACCAGGAAGUUCUGUUAGUGCCCCUGGACAGAAGAACACAGGGAACUCCGAACUGAGCAUUAUCCUGCUUCCGAGUAUACGGAUUGACUACUUGCACAGCUGAGAAGUUGUGACCUGUAUUUGUACUGUGUAGAAAAGAUAUCAACUUGUAUAUUUAUGUUUACAUAAGUCUUUGUCUGGAGGAACUGAGGCUGGUGCUGUCUGGUAGCACCUGGCAGCAGUGUUAUCAUGUGUCCAGUGACCCACAUGUGAUGCUCAGUAGAUAUCCAAGGUAGCAGAAAACCUCGGAGGAACUGGCACGCCUUUGCUUCCAUAUUGCAUGAACUGCUUCUAAAUUAUUUUAUACUUUAAGAGGCUGAGAUACAUCAUUUGUUCACCUUGUUACUCACACACAACUCACAGACAUAUGCCCUUUCUCUCAGUGUAGAUGGUAGGGUUUCUGUAAAUUAUUUUAUAGAGUCUUGUUUUAAAUGUUUAUGUUUCUAUGAUUGUAAACUAUUAAAAUCUCCCCCCAACAAAAUACAGAUUUAAACUAAGUAUUAACUGUGCUGCACAUGAAGCAGUUUCAUUGCUAAUGUAAAUUCUUACCUAGCUGAUUUUCAUGUUUAAAUACUGUAUGUAUUUCAUGUACAAAGUUGCCAUAACGUUAUAUUCCUGUACAUAAAAUUAUAAAAUAUUAGAUUAUAUAGUA
This is a messenger RNA of Motacilla alba alba, 6739 nucleotides long. RefSeq names its product neuron derived neurotrophic factor (gene NDNF). Bases 4273 to 6066 code for a protein of 597 amino acids. The record is from RefSeq and is a predicted model, not a curated record. The transcript has 4 exons. Lineage: Eukaryota; Metazoa; Chordata; Aves; Passeriformes; Motacillidae. Gene Ontology annotation, biological process: extracellular matrix organization. Gene Ontology annotation, molecular function: protein binding.